Messenger RNA from Lodderomyces parapsilosis, 405 nucleotides. RefSeq lists its product as uncharacterized. NCBI's taxonomy places the organism in Eukaryota, Fungi, Ascomycota, Pichiomycetes, Serinales, Debaryomycetaceae. The record is from RefSeq and is a predicted model, not a curated record. Bases 1 to 405 code for a protein of 134 amino acids. The transcript has a single exon.
AUGUCAGAGCCUCCCACUUUAACUCUUGAACAGUUUCGCAAGGCCAUUAAAGAUGUUCUGCAAUUUGAAUUGGAGUCCAAGAAGGAGCAACAACGGCAUUUCAUUCUCAAAUUGGUUGAGACAAACAAUGAAUUGUUUGACGAGCUAAAUGCUGAAGCAACAUCACCUGAGGAUGGCAAACUAUAUGCAGAGACAAUCGAAGAAAACAAGAUGAGUUUGCUUGAGCAAAUCAGUCGAGUGGAAAGCAUUAAUCUGGAGUUAGUAGAGAGAGGGUUGAUGAGUAGUGAAGAUAAGUCGAAGGAGGAGCAAAAAUUGCUUGAUGAGAUAAAUAACACCGACAAAAGUACUCAAAAGGCAGAACCAAAGAUUGUCGAAGAUGAAAAGGAAGGAGGAAUAAUGCUUUGA